AAAGUGACGCCGUUAAGUUCCGGGCAAGACUUUCGUUUUCAUUUCUCCAACUGAACCUGAGCUGAUGUUGUUGUAGUUGUUCUAGUUGUGACAUUAAAGCAGCAACAUGGCGGGUCUAGAGGUGUUGUACUCGUGUGUCGGCGGCAGCGUUACCUGUCCUCAGGACGCCGUGGUGCUCUUCAUCCACUGGGAGAUGAUCAAGAGCGGAUACAGGUGCAUCGGGUCCGGAGACGAGCCCCGCAGCAGUGAUAAGAAGUCUGAGCUGCUGCCGGCUGACUGGAGCAGCAACAAGGAGCUGUACAGUCUGAGAUAUAAAGACAAAGACAGGGACACCCAGCUGCUGCUCAAAGCCAUCGCUGUCGACUCCACGCUGAUCUUCAACCUGAUGAAUUCCGGCACACAGCAGGUCUCAGACUUGACGGUGAACAUCAGCGACCACGUGAAUGCUGACCAGCUGCACACGUUUGACAGUGUGUUCAAGGAUACAGACAGUUUGUCAGAGAAGGUGAGGACUCAGCUGCUGCCGUCCCAGGACAGACCGACAGGACAGAGGAAGAGCCGGAGGGAGGAGGAGGAGGCGGAGCAGAGACGAAGAAGGGAGGACAGCGACCCCCUCCGCAUCCCCAACAGACAGCCUCGCCAGGGACCGCCGCCACACUGGCGAGACCCCGUGGUUCCCCCGUUCGCUGCUGGAGGAGCAGAUCUGGAUCCUUUCGGGUCUCGCGGCGGUGGCGGGAUGAUAGUGGACCCGUUGAGGUCGGGGUAUCCUCGCUCUGGUUUUGACCCAUCUAGUGGGAUCCCAGACAUCCUGCCUCCUGGAGCUGUUCCCCCAGGGGCUCGCUUCGACCCGUUUGGACCCGUCGGACGACACAGACCAGCGCCGGACCCGGACCACAUGCCUCCGCCUGGAUAUGACGACAUGUUCAUGUAGUACUUCCUGCUUUUUUACUCACUACAUCCUGUCCUCCAGCCAAUCAGAGGACAGGUGUAAAAAUGUUUGCCUUUUUAUUUUAUCCUGCUUUGAGAGAGAGGGUUAGCUUUCUUAGGGUUCAUUUCAUAUAACUAAUGUAUAACUCGUGUAUAUAACGUAUGUAGAAUUACCCUAUCAGCAGGUGUUAGCAGGUUUCUCCCCUGCUUCCUACAUGAUAGAAGUCAGUUUAGAUUCUUAUCGUCCCAUUAAACUGCAUCUUGUGGUUAUAAUUUAUUCAUAAAAAGGAAAAGCGCUAAAUUUCUGUUGUGGAUACAUUAGAACAUCUUUUUACAUUGUUGUUGAUUAAACAACAUGGUUCAAUAAAAUCUCAGACUUUA
Sebastes umbrosus (honeycomb rockfish) is the source of this 1308-nucleotide messenger RNA. RefSeq names its product proteasome inhibitor subunit 1 (gene psmf1). The coding region runs from base 107 to 931 and encodes 274 amino acids. Lineage: Eukaryota; Metazoa; Chordata; Actinopteri; Perciformes; Sebastidae. The transcript is spliced from 7 exons. Gene Ontology annotation, biological process: proteasome-mediated ubiquitin-dependent protein catabolic process. The record is from RefSeq and is a predicted model, not a curated record. Gene Ontology annotation, molecular function: endopeptidase inhibitor activity; proteasome binding.